UUGGCUGGUCCGGAGUGGAGAGGUGUGAUGUCGCCAGUUAUGGAUGAGACAGCUGGGGACCUCCCAGUCAGAGAUGUGGGACUGAUGAGGGGGGGCCUUAUGCCAACUGUCCCAGAUACUCUACGGGAUGUGAAGCCAUGGAAGAAGCAUCAUGUCAUGAAGACAAAAGAUCCUCAGCGCCUGUUUCGGUUUCCCAGAGAGCACCUUGAGGACCUGUGUCUCCGACUGCAGGAGGAGAACAGUGUGCUGAAGCAACACACACGUACACAGGAGCAGAGGCUACGAAGGAUGUCCACCAGACUGAUGCGUCUUCGUCAGGCCCGUCCUGGGUCCAGUGGUGUGAAGGACAGGGACAUGGAGGACACCAUACAGGAGCUGGAAGCUCGUGUUGCCAUGCUGGAGAGCCAGAAAGGGGUGCUACAGAACAAACUCAGCCUGGCCAAGCAGCACAUUAUGGACCUGGGUGGUCGCACACCAUACAAGUUAAGCAAAGGUAAAAGUAUGGAAGUGGAAGGUGCAGUCAGGAGGGCAGCACAGACAGCCCCACCACGCUACGGCCCCACAAUGGAGGACAACAGGGUAGAGAUGGAAAGGCUGUCCAGCAUGACAGAGCAGGUGAGGGUGGCAGAGCUGGAGCUGACCGCCCAGUCCCUCAGAGACACGCUGAGGGAGAAAGAGAAAGAGAUAGAGGGAACAAUGAGAGAGAUGAGGAAGCAGCAGGCUGACAGACACAGAAUAACUAUCAGAGAGAAUGUGGACCUGAUUCGUCUGCAGAAGCAGCUUUCAGAAAAAAGCACUGCCCUGAGAGUUACUCAGGAGAAGUUCAACCACCUGCAAGAAGUGUUUGAGAAACAGCUAGAAGAGAGUCAGAGGUCACUGAAGGAAAGCCAAGGAGCUCUGCUGGAGAAAGUAGAGGAGAUGACUGAGCAGCUGAAGCAGGAGAGGCAGAGAGCACUGGCACUGGAGGGACAACUUACCACCGCUACCCUGUCUCUACAGACCCUGGACAAGCUGCAGGAGAGGAUAAAAGACCUGGAGGGAGAGAGGGAUCUGAUAAAAGAAAACUAUGACACUCUGCUAGAGCGAACUUUGUCCGGCCAAGGCAGAUAUGAUGGCCAUGUGGAAAAAAGUAGCAAAGUAGACCACAGGAGUGAGGACGUGGGGGAAAACAUCUACAGGAUGGAUAUCCGGAGACUGGAGGAAACACUGCAAGCAGAGAGGGAGGAGAGACGCAGACUGGAGCUGGAGAAAGAGGAACUGAGACACGAGAAGCAGAUAUUAGAGGAGCAGAGAGAAAGAGCAGGAGAGAUUUCUGUGAUGACAAGAGACAAACGAGAGCCUCUAGAACAGGAGAUUGUCCGGUACAAAGAGCAGAUCUCUGCUCUGCAGGAUAGACUGGACUCAGUCACUAAGGAGUUUGACAUGAGUGUUGAGGAGCUCAGUGAAACUCUUUUGCAGAUAAAGGCAUUUAGGAUGCAGCAGGAGAGCAGAGAGGGUCUGCAGUUCCUCUGGACUGAAGGGAAAGCUGAGGAUUUGCCCCAUGAGCUGGUAAAUAUCCAGGCAUCUCAUGCUGAGACUGUGCUGGAGUUACAGAAAACCAGAAACCUUCUACUGCUGGAGCACCAAAUCAGUAAAGAUCUGCAGGAGGAGUUGAACAUGGUCAGUCAGAGGAUGGAGAGAGAGAGGGAGGAGAGCAGAAGGAGGAUGGCAGACAAAGACAAACUUUUAUCAAAAAGAGCUCUUCAGAUCAACGCUCUGCAAGACCAGUUGAAAGAGUUAGCAUACGGCCCCAGGAACCAAAAACAGGCCAUACCAAUACAGUACAUCUGGUCAGCUGGAGAUCAGGAGGUGGUACAGCCCAUUGAAGACGACAUGUCUUUUUCUCAGCUGAGAGCCGGGGAGUCACUGUUGGAGAUCCACCUCAAGGCUGCCACCUUUACCCCAGGAGGGCUUCGGACCAUGGGCAGGAUGCGCGCAGGAGUGCUCAGUGGCGAGGACAUUGUGACCUUUUGCACCUACAGCCUCCUGGACUUCGAGGUGCACUCCACUCCUCUGGUGUCAGGCAGCCAGCCCAGCUACAGCUUCACGUCCCGCUAUGCUCUAACACCCCGCGAUCUGGGCAAACUGGGAGGACAGGGGUCAAGGGUUAGAGUGGAGCUCCACCAGGCAUUAGGAGGGGUCAGGUUUAUGACACAUGGAAGUGGGCAGAUGUCUCUCAUGGGUGCCAUGGAGAGGAGAGGGGAGCGUAUCAGUGGACGUGUCGGUAUCACAGGCCCUGAAGGUGAAAUCAUUGGUGUUGUGGAUUUCUGGGUGCGCCUGUACCCUCCUGCUGAACCCAUGGAGGCUGUGAUAGAGAGACCAGCUGAAAGAAGAACAGCAGCAAAGAAGAGUCCCGUGCAGAUAUCUUAUGGUUGGCAAGAAAGCAGCCAUGAGGAGUUACAUGACUAUGGUGGAGGGAUCCCCAAUGAGUUGGUGGUUACGCUGCAGCGCUGUGUGGGCCUCAGCGCUCGCUGGCCAGGACUACUUCCUGAUGCAUACGUGACGUACAGGUUAUACGACCUGCCACCUCACGUCUCUCAAACAGUCCACAGCACUGCUGACCCCAUGUUCAAUGAUACCACCAACUUUCCACUGGCAGUAACAGCUGAUGUGUUGCACUACUUGAGGUCUAGCAGUCUUUGGGUAUAUGUGUUUGAUGACAACGAUGACCAGAUACCACCAGCCUAUCUGGCCAAGACCCCCAUCCCACUGCGAGCCCUGGCUACAGGCAGGGAAAUCAGAGGUGACUAUGUCCUGAGGGAUCCAGCAGGUGGACCUCGAGGUAUGGUCAGGGUCAUAAUAAAAUGGAAGUACCCCUUCCAGCCAACGGACAACUUGAUGGGUAGACAAGGAAGACAGGACAGGACAAUGGAAAGCACUGAGAGGGAGGAGAGGAGGAGAGAAGAGGCUGAGAUGUCACAGAGGCCCAUAGCCAAGCCCAGAGCAAAGACUCAGCUACUUGAGCCACGAGAAACCAAAGUGGUACAGAAAGAGACAAAAGCCCAGCCUCGGCCUCCACCUGUCAGACAGAAAAGUUCACAGAGCAUACGAUCAGAGCAAACUGUCUCUGUGAAACCUCUGGAUAGUCGUCAGUCCACAGACAGGAAGAGAUCCACCAAGAGGUCACCUGAACAUUACCAGGGCAAACACCGUCUGACACCUGAGCCAAGACUGGCCACACCCUCUCGUUUGUCACCUAGCAAAUCUUCAGCUGGAACGUCUCCCAGACAAUCACCAACCACACUGUCGAGGAGAAGCUCUGCCAGGACUCAGGACCUUCUCUCUGUGGAUCAGGUGUCAGGGGAUGAAGAGGAGGAAGAAGAGGGGAAGAGUGAGAGUGCUGCUGCAGGAGACAGUGGAGCUCAUGAGUCUUCAGAUUCAAGUUCCUCACAAAGUGACAUAAUCAUCAUUCCACCUAAACGAAAAAUGAGAAAGGGAGACAAGAUGAGAGUUGAGAUUCUGUCCCUGACCUUUGAACCUUCCUCUCGCGUGGCGCUGGACAAGUCAGUGCAGCGUGUUUACGUGGAGUAUCGGCUGCUGGGCAUUCCCAUGGAGACAACAGAGACGCCCAUGUCCCUCCGUAAACCCACAAAGGGGGAGGAGGUUCACUACAACUUCACCCGAGUGAUCUAUGUGGAUGGUUCACAGUCAGCUCCACUCAGACAGUAUCUUUACACCAUGCUGGAGGGCACUGACCCCAACCAGGGCAGGUUAAAGUUCACAGUGGUCAGUGAGCCGAUGGAUGAUGAUGAGGAGUGUGUGGAUGUCGGACAUGCUUUUCUGGAUCUACAAGAAUUGCUUCUCACAGGAAAUGAUGUUACUGAACAGGAGAUUGACAUCAUGAGUAUGGAUGAAGACAAAACAGUGAUAGGGAGUCUAAAAGUGUCUUUAGAAGCAGCAAAAGCUCUGACUGGGAUAUACCAGGAGUUUCACCAGAAAGAUGACACCAAGAAAGAAGAUGAGACAGGUGAAGAAGAAGAAGAAAAGGAGGAGGAGGAGGAGAAGGAAGAAGAGGAAGAGAAGAAAAAAGAUCACACGGCACAAGGGACAGAUGAUGGUGAUGAGGAUGAAGAUGAUGAAGGUGGUGGUGACUUGUAGUGAAAGUAAAAAAGUAUGAGAUGAAGAGUUGUUGUGUUGUGUAUGAAACAGUUUUGAGCGCUGGGAGGAGCAGUUCAUUUCCUGUUUGUAGCCUUGUCUCCUGCAUUUUGAAAAAGUAAUGAAAUAAAGGAUAAUUUUUG
This is a messenger RNA of Lates calcarifer (barramundi perch), 4277 nucleotides long. RefSeq names its product RPGR interacting protein 1 (gene rpgrip1). Gene Ontology annotation, biological process: retinal rod cell development; non-motile cilium assembly. The record is from RefSeq and is a predicted model, not a curated record. The transcript has 30 exons. Bases 28 to 4137 code for a protein of 1369 amino acids. Gene Ontology annotation, cellular component: photoreceptor connecting cilium. NCBI's taxonomy places the organism in Eukaryota, Metazoa, Chordata, Actinopteri, Centropomidae.